Molecule: messenger RNA, 1590 nt
Organism: Tarenaya hassleriana
Lineage: Eukaryota; Viridiplantae; Streptophyta; Magnoliopsida; Brassicales; Cleomaceae
Product: aspartyl protease AED3-like
Exons: 3
Coding region: 40-1359 (439 amino acids)
Biological process (GO): proteolysis
Molecular function (GO): aspartic-type endopeptidase activity
Source: RefSeq, a predicted model, not a curated record
ACAUAUCCCAAACCUCAAAAAAAAAAAAAAAAAAAAACUAUGAUUUCUCAUUACGUUCUCUUUCUCCAACUUCUCUUCAUCCCACUAGCACUUUCACUCAACCAUCAACCCAACUGUGACCUCAGCACUCCAGCCCAAGGCUCAACCCUAAAAAUAUUCCACAUAGACAGUCCAUGCUCGCCCUUCAAACCCAAAACCCCACUCUCCUGGGAGGCGCGUGUGCUUCAGAUGCUUGCGGAGGACCAGGCCCGUCUCCGCUACCUGAGCAGCCUGAUCGCCGGAAAAUCCAAUGUCCCCGUGGCCUCCGGCCGUCAGAUCCUGCAGACCCCGACGUACAUUGUCCAGGCCAUGAUAGGGACUCCAGCUCAGCCGCUGCUUGUCGCCAUGGACACGAGCAGCGACUUCGCAUGGUUCCCGUGCACCGGCUGUAUCGGUUGCCCCUCUUCCACGGCGUUCUCUCCAGCUAAGUCUACGACAUUCAAGAAUGUUAGCUGCAACUCUGCUCAAUGUAAACAGGUCCCCAACCCCACAUGCGGAGGCAGCGCGUGCGCUUACAACCUCACCUACGGCAGCUCCUCCCUCGCCGGAAACCUCUCUCAGGACACUCUCCGCCUCGCCGCGGACCCUAUUCCGGCCUUCGCCUUCGGCUGCGUCCGCAAAGUCUCCGGCGGCGGAACCGUCCCUCCGCUGCAGGGCUUGUUGGGCCUCGGCCGAGGGCCGUUGUCGCUACUGUCCCAGUCUCAGCCUCUCUACAAAUCCACAUUCUCUUACUGUCUGCCUAGUUUCAGGUCACUUAACUUCUCUGGGUCGUUGAGAUUGGGGCCGACAGCUCAGCCGAUUCGUCUGAAGUUCACUCCUUUGCUCCGAAACCCUAGAAGGUCGUCGUUGUAUUACGUCAACCUCGUCGGGAUCCGGGUCGGCCCGAAAGUCGUCGACCUCCCUCCCGGAGCUCUUGCUUUCAAUCCGACCACCGGGGCCGGAACCAUCAUCGACUCCGGGACGGUGUUCACUAGACUUGUGAAACCGGUGUACGAGGCGGUCAGGGACGAGUUCAGGAGGCGCGUGAAGCCACGGUCCGCCGUGGUCACGUCGCUGGGAGGUUUCGACACGUGUUACAUGACGGCGAUCGUGGCACCGACGGUGACAUUCAUGUUCGCCGGAGUGAACAUGACGCUACCGGAGGAGAACAUGUUGAUCCACAGCACCGCUGGGAGCAACACGUGUCUUGCCAUGGCCGCCGCGCCGGAGAAUGUCAACUCCGUCGUGAACGUCAUCGCGAACAUGCAGCAGCAGAACCACCGCGUCCUCGUCGACGUUCCCAACUCUCGGCUCGGCCUGGCCCCCGCGCGUUGCUCGUGAGGACACGAUGCAUGGCGACAAGUUCCGGGGAUUAAAUCUCGCUAUCAAUGAAAUAAUUUUUUUUUAACUUGUUUGGUUUGUUGUUUGGAAUUUUUUUUUUGGUUAAGGAAUGUCAGUGGAUUAUUAGAGUGAGUAUGAAGCUGGAGACUUGGAGUUUUCUUAUAGCUUUAAUUUGAAAGAGUUUCUUUUUCCGGUUACAACUUAAAAAGGUAAUAAAAUGAUAAUUUUUAA